Closterium sp. Yama58-4 is the source of this 2208-nucleotide messenger RNA. NCBI's taxonomy places the organism in Eukaryota, Viridiplantae, Streptophyta, Zygnematophyceae, Desmidiales, Closteriaceae. The record is from the annotation of a GenBank genome assembly.
AUGGGGGGGUACGUGGAGGACGAGCGCGCGCAGGGGAGCGCGAGCAGCUGGGUGUACCGCGCGUGGGAGUGGGACGCGGUGGACGUGUGGGUGUACUUCAGCCACCACCUGGUGACCGUGCCGCCCGUCGCCUGGAGCAACUGCUGCCGCACCCACGGCGUGCAGGUACUGGGCACGUUCAUCACGGAGUGGGAGGCGGGAGCUGCAGUGUGUGGGCAGCUGCUCGCCUCGCCCGCCACGGCUGAGCGCGCUGCCCACCAGCUCGCCCUGCUCGCGCACUACCACGGCUUCCACGGCUGGCUUGUGAACAUAGAGAACCCAGUGGAGAAGGAGAGGGUGCCCACCAUGCUGCACUUCCUGAGCGCCCUCACCCGCCACAUGCACGCCCUCUCCCCCCACGCCCUCGUCCUCUGGUACGACAGUGUGACGGAGGACGGCGAGCUGAGGUGGCAGGAUGCGCUCACCCCGGCCAACCGCUGCUUCUUCCAUGUCUGUGACGGCAUCUUCACUAACUACUCCUGGAAGGACCCUGCUAACGUGCUGUCGUCUGUGGCCCUAGCGGGCAGGCGUGCGGGCGAUGUGUUCAUGGGGGUGGACUGCUUCCUCGCACCGGGCCGUGCUGCCAGGGGCUUUGCCACAGGCCAGGCCGUGGGCGUGGCGCUGCAGGGCAGGGCGUCCGCCGCCGUGUUUGCACCCGCGUGGGUGUAUGAGACUCGCCAGGGGGCCAGCUUUGACGCGGCACAGGAGAGGCUAUGGCACGGCAUCCGCACAGCCCUCCGCUCGCACCGCUCGCUGCACUCGCACCACCCCUCCGUGCAAGCUCAGCAGGGCGGGCAGGGGGAUGGGGCAGGGGGGAUGCAAGGGACAGAGGGGGUGCAAGAGGGGGACAGCGAGGCAGGUGGCGGGAUGAAUGGGGCGGGGGAGAGUGGGGAGCAGGGAGCUGUCGCGGGCACUGGUGUGUGUGCAGGGGACGUAGCAGGCGAGUGGGGCGUGGAGUGUGGGGAGGAGUGCGAGACUGGCUUCCCCAUCUCUCUGCCUCUCUUCACUGCCUUCGACCAGGGCGUUGGCACCAAUGUGUGGUUGGCUGGCCGCCAUGUGGCGAGCUCCCAUUGGAGCAACUUCUCUUGCCAGACCUUACGGCCGUCCCUCUCCUCCCCCUCCGCCCCCCCCUCCGCCUCCCCCAUCACAUGCCUGUUUCCCACGGCCAUCCACCCCUCCCCCUCCCACCUCACCCCCCUCACCACCUUCGUUAGUGAGACCCCACAUCGCCCGCGCCCCUCCCACACUGGGGAAUGCGGGAGGGAAGAGGUGGAUGGAGGAGGCAUGCAAGGAAGAGCGAGGGAGAGUGUGGGCGAGCGUGGGGCAGGGAGGGAGCACGGGGGAUCAGGGGGGGCAGUGUGGGAGGUGCGGGAAUAUGAAGUGCCGUGUGCAGCCAAUCGCGUGCUGACAGGUGUGCACGUGCUGCUGGUGGGUGUGGGCGAUAUGGGUGGUCUACCUGCUGGUGGUGCAGGAGCAACAGGCAGGGGGGGUGACAGGGAGCACACACCGCGUGUCACCGUGGGUAGGGAUGUGAUGCCUGAGGAACACACGAGCGCUGCUGAUUGGCUUGUGGAUGCGUGCAGGGCAGCAUGGAUCUUAGGGUCGUCGCUUGCAUCGCCCACUGUGGCAGGGGAUGGGGAUGGGGAUGGGGGUGGGGAUGGGGGUGGGGAUGGGGGUGGCGUGUGUGUGACAGCAGCAUGCGAGGCAGUAGGCUCAGCUGCGACCACCCUAGAGGGCGCAGAGGACAGAGAGGACAGAGAGAACACAGAUGCACAAGUCCCAGCAGAGAAAGCCCUUGCACAUGCUGCCCUGCCGUGCCCUCCCCCUGCUGUGCUGCCAGCAGCGGCAGCAGCAGCGGUGGGGCAUGUGCGCGUGGCAGCAGAGCCCGAAGCUGCGUGCGUGGCUCGGUGGAAGGGUGGUGAGUGCGGGCACGGGAAUGAGAUGAAGGGGAAUGAAGGAGGGAGCGAGGAGGCGUUCUUAAGCAUGGUGCUGCACUGGACGACAGGUGGUGGUGCCAUGGACUAUGAGAGUGCAGUCGAUGCCACGCUGCAGCAGCAGGAAAAUACCUGGAAGCUGUGCAGCGAUCAUGGACCGGCGGAGGACAGGAGGCGGAGCAAGAGAAGUUACCUGUCUCAGAUUCACCAGCAGCAACAAUGCUACCUACACUAG